Rhopilema esculentum is the source of this 2165-nucleotide messenger RNA. Its product is annotated as carotenoid-cleaving dioxygenase, mitochondrial-like. The record is from RefSeq and is a predicted model, not a curated record. Gene Ontology annotation, molecular function: beta-carotene 15,15'-dioxygenase activity; carotenoid dioxygenase activity. Gene Ontology annotation, biological process: carotene catabolic process. Lineage: Eukaryota; Metazoa; Cnidaria; Scyphozoa; Rhizostomeae; Rhizostomatidae.
UAGGCCAGGGAAACCACAAUUAGAAAAGGUGGUAAAUUAUGUGGAAAUGCAAAAAUUUGUUCUAAAAGUAUUGUUUCUCUAUUCUAAAGAAUUUUUGUGACCAGAAAAUGAAAGAGCAGCCUCCAUCUACCAUGGAUUUUUCGCUGGAUUGCCCCACCUAAACGAUUUGCAAUACAGCUAUAGAACGAUAGGAUUCAAAUAUAAAAAUAUAAAAUGGAUGGUCUAUUUGUUUUUCUUAUCAUGCAGUGUCCCAAUCGCAAGCAUCCAGCAACAGCAUUAGAAAAUAAAAUAGACACCGCCAAAGGCCUUCCGUAGGAAGAAAGUAGGUUUUUUCAAAAUUUGUAGGGAAUUGUGGGUAGAAAAUUUAGUUGCUGCGUAGGUUGUGCGUAGGUAUAAAUUUGUAAGGUGGUAGGUGGAAAUGUUAUAUUGUGCGUGGCAGCACUGCAUCCAGUUGUCUUUGUGGCGACUGCCGUGUGCAAAGGCACAUUUUUCUUGAAGAAACCAAACAGUCGCAAGAAUAGUGCAUUUGUUGCUCAUAUAUCAGGAUGGCAAGCAGCAGUAAAAAAACUGGACUUGAUGACUUUGUUAAAAUUGGAAAAGAGCUCUACAGCUCCUCUGAAGAACAUCCAACGCCUGUUUUAGCCAAGAUUACUGGAAAGAUUCCCGACUGGUUUGAAGGCACACUUAUCAGAGUAGGGCCGGGAAAAUUUGAAUGGGGAAAAAGCAGUUAUAAUCAUUUGUUCGAUGGAGAAGCAUUAAUGCAUAAAUUUGAUGUCAGCAAAGGAACAGUCAAAUAUUCAAGUGAAUUUCUGCAUAGCCACUCCUAUGACAAAUCCAAGAAGUAUGGGCGUGUGGCGACCCCCGGUUUUGCUACAUGGGCACCCCCUGAUCCAUGCAAAAAUAUCUUCCAAAGGUUCUUUCUCUACUUCUUGCCACCAGCCAUGAGCGACAAUUGCAAUGUCAAUAUGGUUAAGAUCAAAGAAGAGAUAUUUGCUUCAACAGAGACCCCAUAUAUUUAUCACGUUGAUCCAAGUAACCUUGGAACUCUGGAGGAGCAUGACUUAAAAUCUACUUUGAAUGGUCCCAGAUCUCUUUUGGCGCAUCCUCAUUACGACGAAGCAGGGUAUGUGUACAAUGUAUCGAUAAACUGGCUGAGGUCCCGAUAUGAGAUAUUCAGAAUCCCACCUAAUGCAAAUGCCACAGACCCCUUUUCUGGUGCAACAAUCAUAGCUACAGUUCCUUCUAGCUUAUCUAGUCCUGCUUAUUUCCACAGCUUUGGUAUGAGUGAAAAUUUCUUCAUCGUAAUUGAAAAUCCACUUGUAAUAAAGUCAUUGUGGAAAAUGAUCACCAUGAACUUCUUGGAGAAUUCUUUUUUGGAUGUGCUCAAAUGGAAACCAGAGUUAAAGACAAGGAUGAAUCUGAUCAACCGCCAUACAGGGAAAGUGGAAAAGACCUUCCUGCUGAAUCAAAUUUUCACUUUUCAUCAUGCAAAUGCUUAUGAAGAGUCCGGUCAGGUUGUUGUUGAUGUAUGCGGUUAUCCGGAUGCUUCUGUAAUCGAGGCAUUCUAUUUACGCAAGCUGCGAAAUGGCUUAAAGGGAGUUGACUACACGAUUCCAAUACUUCGUAGGUACCGGUUACCUAUCCCAUCAACCGGACAGGUAACAAAAGAGCCAGAAACCCUGCCUAAACUUGCGAACGGAGAGCAAUUUGAAGUUAUUUGCGAGGGAUUUGAAAUGCCACGCAUCAACUACUCAUACAAUGCUAAGAAGUACAAGUUUACAUACGGCACUGUUUUUCGUGAUAAGAAUUACUUCCUUGAAAACAUCGCAAAAGUCAACGUCGAUACGAAAGAAGUAGUGAGCUGGAUUGAGGAGGACUCAUAUCCGUCCGAGCCAGUUUUUGUACCGGCCCCGGAUGCUAAAGAGGAGGAUGAUGGGAUUGUACUCAGUGCUGUUGUUGGUGUCCUAGGGAAGCCAUCUUUUCUUUUAUUUCUGGAUGGUAAAACCUUUACUGAAGUAGCCCGCGCAGUGGUUCCUUGUAAACUGGCAAUGACAUUUCACGGAGCCUACCUGCAUUAAGACUGCAAAAUAUCAUUGAUAAUUCUACCUGCAUUAAGAUUACAUUCCCUAGUUUUCAUUGUGAAACUCAUGUUCAAUGAUUGUAAA